Messenger RNA from Nymphaea colorata (pocket water lily), 5187 nucleotides. RefSeq lists its product as uncharacterized. The record is from RefSeq and is a predicted model, not a curated record. Bases 111 to 4631 code for a protein of 1506 amino acids. Gene Ontology annotation, biological process: mRNA splicing, via spliceosome. The transcript is spliced from 14 exons. Gene Ontology annotation, molecular function: helicase activity; mRNA binding. Gene Ontology annotation, cellular component: catalytic step 2 spliceosome. NCBI's taxonomy places the organism in Eukaryota, Viridiplantae, Streptophyta, Magnoliopsida, Nymphaeales, Nymphaeaceae.
UGAAAGCAGCAGAGCGCAAGGACGCAGUUUCUGCGUUCUGCAAUCGUCUUCCAAAUUCAGGCGGCAAGAGGCGGAGGGAGAAAGCUGCAGAAACCUAGGGCUCCGGGAAGAUGACGAAGGUCUAUGGCACGGGAGUGUACGAUUUCAAGCGCCACCGGGUGGCGGAGUAUCCCGUGCAGCCGGUGACGACGGAAACCCUGCCUGAGCGGCGGCCUGGUGGCGGCUCCAUUACCCUAGUGGACAUCCAGAAGGAUCGACUCACGAAGAUUGCCUUGUCCAACUGGUCUGUUUCUGGUGAUGGAAGCUCAGCGGCGAGGCCGCCCUUCCGGCCGGAGCUCGUGAAGGAGAUUUACGAAACGGAGCUCGUCGUUUCCGAUGGCGGGAAGACCGUCCCGUUGCAAAGGGUCAUGAUCCUCGAGGUGAGCCAGUACCUGGAGAACUAUCUGUGGCCAAAUUUCGAGCCUGAGACUGCGAGUUUCGAGCACGUUAUGUCCAUGAUUCUUAUGAUCAACGAGAAGUUCCGGGAGAAUGUUGCGGCGUGGGUUUGCUUUAGAGACAGAAAGGAUGUCUUCAAGGCAUUUUUGCGAAGAGUUCUUUUACUGAAGGAGCAGGGAAGAGAUUUUAGCAUUGCAGAGAAGACAAAUUACUUGCUUUUCAUGAUUAAUGCUUUUCAGAGUUUGGAGGAUGAAGUGGUAAGAGAAACUGUCCUGAAGUUGGUUAGCCUGCAGUUGUGGCACAAUCUUUCUGUUGGUCGGUUCAAGAUGGAACUAUGUCUUCAUCCACAUCUAACUGAUAAAUGGAAAAAAAUGACUCGAAAAGAAGCCAAAAGAGCAAAGAGAGAAGGGAAUACUUAUGAUCCAACAAAAGUGCUUGAAGUGAGGUUCUUGAGGAACUUGAUUGAUGAAUUUCUGGAGAUACUAGAUGCUGAAGUUUUAGCACAGAAGCAAACAGAUGAUGAAGUGAUGCAGCCAGUUGAUGCCAAUGAAGUUGAUGAUGCUAGUGUCCUGUACUGUGAGAGAUUUGUGGAGUUCCUGAUUGAUUUGCUUAGCCAGCUACCUACACGAAGAUUCCUGAGACCUGUUGUGUCUGACCUUGCUGUUGUUGCCAAAUGUCACUUAAGUUCUCUUUAUAACCAUGUGAAAGGAAGACUGUUUUCCCAAUUGGUGGACUUGCUCCAGUUUUAUGAAGGCUUUGAGAUUGACGAUCAUGAUGGCACUCAGCUAAGUGAUGAUGAUGUCCUCUUGUCUCAUUACUCUCGAUGGCAAGCUUUCCAGCUAUUAGCUUUUAAGAAAAUUCCGAAGUUGCGGGAUCUUGCAUUGGCAAAUAUUGGCUCUCUUCAUAAGCGUGCUGAUUUGUUGAAGAAACUGUCUAUGUUGUCAAAUGAGGAGCUGAAAGACCUGAUCUGCAAUAAGCUCAAACUGAUAAGCAAUGAUGAUCCAUGGGUUGAAAGGAUUGAUUUUCUUAUGGAAGUCAUGGUCUCCUUUUUUGAGAAACGGCAAUCUCAAAAGGAAGCAAUAAAUGCUCUUCCUCUCUAUCCAAACGAGCAGAUAAUGUGGGAUGAAAGCCUUGUUCCUAGCAUCAAUUACUCUGGUGAAGGCUGCUUGGCCCUGCCCAAAUUGAAUUUGCAAUUUCUUACACUCCAUGAUUAUCUUCUGAGAAAUUUCAAUCUCUUUCGCCUUGAGUCCACAUAUGAAAUUCGGGAAGAUAUUCAAGAAGCUGUACCACACCUUCUUUCAUAUAUAAAUAAUGAAGGUGAAACUGCUUUCCGUGGCUGGUCAAGAAUGGCCUUGCCGAUUAAGAAUUUUAAAAUUACUGAGGUAAAACAGCCUAAUAUUGGGGAGGUGAAACCAGCUUCAGUUACAGCAGACAUCACAUUUAGCAUAUCCAGUUAUAAGGCUCACAUAAGGUCUGAAUGGGAUGCCCUUAAAGAACAUGAUGUUUUAUUUUUACUUUCAAUCCGUCCUUCUUUUGAACCACUCAGUGAAGAGCAGGCUGCAAAGGCAACUGUACCAGAAAGGCUUGGACUCCAGUAUGUGCGUGGCUGUGAAAUAGUUGAAGUCCGUGACGAAGAAGGCACUCUUAUGAAUGAUUUCACUGGGCGUAUAAAAAGAGAUGAAUGGAAACCACCAAAAGGUGAAAUGCGCACAGUAACUGUUGCUUUGGAUGCUGCACAGUAUCAUAUGGAUGUGACUGCUAUUGCGGAUAAUGGUGCAGAAGAUGUUUAUAGCACAUUCAACAUUUUAAUGAGAAGGAAACCUAAGGAAAAUAAUUUUAAAGCAAUUUUAGAAUCAAUUCGGGACUUAAUGAAUGAAUAUUGUAUAGUUCCUGAUUGGUUACAUGACGUAUUUUUGGGUUAUGGAAAUCCUUCUAGCGCCCAAUGGAACAACAUGCCAGACCUUUUGGAUGUGGUGGACUUCAAGGACACUUUUAUUGAUGCAGACCAUUUAAGGGGGAGCUUUCCAGAGUAUCAGGUUUGCUUUGUAAGACCUGAUGGAACAGAGGACCUGCAUCCAGCACCUCCUUUUCGAAUAAGGCUUCCGAAAUCACUAAAAGGUCAUGGUCAGGAAGUUUCAGGUGUUGACAAGCCCAACAGUGUGAAGGCUGCAAAUGCUGAUAAUUCAACUAUCAUGGCUGCCAGCAAAGAGAAAAUUAUUGUAGAAGCAUAUGUACCUCCAGAUCCUGGGCCUUAUCCCCAAGACCAACCAAAGAAAAAUACCGUCAGAUUUACUCCUAUCCAGGUUGAAGCUAUUAUCUCUGGAAUACAGCCUGGGUUGUCAAUGGUCGUAGGUCCACCAGGUACUGGAAAAACGGAUACAGCUGUACAGAUCUUAAAUGUCUUGUAUCACAAUUGUCCUUCUCAAAGAACAUUGAUCAUUACUCACUCAAAUCAGGCUCUGAAUGACCUUUUUGAAAAGAUAAUGCAGAGGGAUGUCCCUGCUCGUUAUCUUCUUCGUCUAGGUCAAGGUGAGCAGGAGCUGGACACUGACCUGGAGUUUAGUCGCCAAGGUCGUGUCAAUGCGAUGCUUGUCCGUCGCUUGGAGUUGCUUUCAGAAGUUGAGAGGCUUGCUAGAUCGCUUAAGCUGCCAGAAGAUGCUGGCUACACUUGUGAAACAGCUGGCUACUUCUUCCUGCUGCAUGUUUAUUCCCGUUGGGAACAAUUUCUUGAUGCAUGUGAGCAUAACAAGAAUAAUCCAACAUUCGUCAAGGACCGGUUUCCAUUUACUGAGUUCUUCUCAGACACACCAAAGCCUGUAUUCACAGGCGAAUCGUUUGAAAGAGAUAUGAAUGCUGCUAUGGGAUGUUUUUGUCAUUUGAAGACUAUGUUUCAAGAGCUUGAGGAGUGUAAAGCAUUUGAAUUGCUGAAAUCAACAGCUGAUCGAGCCAAUUAUUUAAUGACAAAGCAGGCAAAGAUUGUGGCUAUGACGUGCACUCAUGCUGCAUUGAAAAGAAGGGAUUUUCUUCAGUUAGGCUUUAAAUAUGACAAUUUACUUAUGGAGGAGAGUGCACAAAUUUUGGAGAUAGAGACAUUUAUACCAAUGUUACUUCAAAGGCAGGAAGAUGGGUACGCACGACUUAAGCGCUGCAUACUGAUUGGUGAUCAUCAUCAGUUACCCCCUGUUGUCAAAAACAUGGCUUUUCAGAAAUAUAGUCACAUGGAUCAAAGUCUUUUUACAAGAUUUGUUCGGUUAGGAAUCCCAUAUAUUGAGCUCAAUGCACAAGGUAGAGCAAGGCCUAGUAUAGCUAAGCUUUACAAUUGGAGGUAUCGAGAUCUAGGGGAUCUUCCAUAUGUUCAGAAUGAGCCAAUCUUCCACAAUGCUAAUUCUGGAUUCUCCUAUGAGUACCAGCUUAUUGAUGUGCCUGAUUACCAUGGCCAUGGUGAGUCUGCACCAUCACCAUGGUUUUACCAAAAUGAAGGGGAGGCAGAAUACAUUGUUAGUGUUUAUAUAUACAUGCGGUUGCUUGGUUACCCUGGCAACAAGAUAUCCAUUUUAACUACUUAUAACGGCCAGAAAUUUCUCAUACGAGAUGUCAUCAACAGGCGGUGCAUGCAAUAUGGCAUUGGUCCACCAAGCAAGGUCGCUACUGUUGAUAAAUUUCAAGGUCAACAAAAUGACUUCAUUUUACUAUCUCUUGUACGGACUCGAUUUGUGGGACAUCUUCGGGAUGUUAGAAGGCUUAUUGUUGCCAUGUCUCGAGCACGUCUAGGGCUGUAUGUGUUCUGUAGACGGUCUUUGUUUGAACAAUGCUAUGAACUACAGCCAACUUUCCGUUUAUUACUCCAGCGUCCUGAUCAACUUGGUCUUACCCUGGAUGAGCCAACCACUUUUACUGAUCGCCAUGUUGGAGAUACUGGCACUAUGCACUUGGUUUCUGGUAUUCAGGAGAUGGAUAGCAUAGUGAAUUUCAGGAUGCAUCAAUUGUACCAGGCACAAAUGAUGAACCAUCCUGCCAAUCCAUACUACAUGCACUCUGAACAUGGUACAAAUGCUCCUGCAGAGGUCAAUGGUCUUGCAGGUCCGGAUUUGUCAUCUGCAAAUGGCAAUGAUAGUGGUAAGCUACUCGAAAAAAGUGAGGAGAACGGCAUGCCCUCUGAGGAUGAUUCAAAUGGUGAUACUGAAAUGGAGGAGUGAACUUUGAACUCCGUCUGUAGAUGAGGAUAGAUGAGAAUGGGCUAAUAACUCAUUGGAUGGUUGGAGGCAGCGAUAAAAAGCAACGCCAGCAGAAUUGAGUUGCUUUGAAUUGUUUGUAUCCCAAGAAGCAGCCUAAAGCAACUGUGCUCGGGACUCUACAUUGGUCAAGCCAACAAUAUUCUGGCGCCUAAGUUGAGACCUGCUCUGAUCUCUUAAUCCAAGGCCCAAGAGCUGAUCAAAGUUCAGGUUGGCAUGCAAUCUGUGAAGUUCGUUGUUGCUGAGUGAAAUGAUCCAACAUCCUGUCUUGUAAAAGUAGUGAAAUUUGUAAGCAUUAAGCUUACUAGCUUUAUCGUCCUAGAUGAAGCUAACCCUUCAGGCUUGCAUCAGGGGUUGGUCGGUUGAUUGUGGGCCUUUUGAAUUUGAAUACUCAAGGUGCAGUUAGUGGUGCUUUGAAAAGGUUGCGGCUUCUUCAUACGUUAAUUUGGUAAAUGAACCCUUUAGUUAUUUACAAACUAUCAGCACUUAACGAAACUUUGGAUAUCAUUUUUUUCUUUAA